UUCCGUUUCAUACGACCAGGAAGUUAUUACUCACCGCCCCGGAAACGACACUAACCUCCCGCCUCCCGAGACGUAAAGCGGAGCGACUGAGGCCGAAAGCGAGAUGCCAGUAGCCGUGGGUCCCUAUGGACAGUCCCAGCCCACCUGCUUCGACCGAGUGAAGAUGGGCUUCGUGAUGGGCUGCGCCGUGGGCAUGGCGGCCGGGGCGCUGUUCGGCACAUUCUCGUGCCUCAGCUCCAUUCAGGCUUACUCCUCCAGGAUCGGGAUGCGGGGCCGGGAGCUGAUGGGCGGAAUUGGCAAAACCAUGAUGCAGAGCGGGGGUACCUUCGGAACGUUUAUGGCCAUCGGAAUGGGCAUCCGCUGCUGACCGCGGCGGCUCCAGCUCUCCUCACACCCCCUCGCACCUCCUUGUGUAAUAUAAUAAAAGGCUUUGAGUACG
Vombatus ursinus (common wombat) is the source of this 439-nucleotide messenger RNA. It is a transcript of the gene ROMO1, whose product is annotated as reactive oxygen species modulator 1. The record is from RefSeq and is a predicted model, not a curated record. The transcript is spliced from 3 exons. Gene Ontology annotation, cellular component: TIM23 mitochondrial import inner membrane translocase complex. Gene Ontology annotation, biological process: protein insertion into mitochondrial inner membrane; protein import into mitochondrial matrix. Lineage: Eukaryota; Metazoa; Chordata; Mammalia; Diprotodontia; Vombatidae. The coding region runs from base 104 to 367 and encodes 87 amino acids.